GAGAGAGCUCCCCAUUCAUUUCCUCCUGAGUAGCCCACGGAAGAGGAGGGGAACGAGUGAGAGAGAGAGAGAUAGAAAGAGAGAGAGAGAGACAGAGAGAGAGAGAGAGAGAGAGAGAGAGAGGUAGUACAGCAAACAAGAAGCUGACCACACAGGAACACAAGACAGAGCAUAAGAAAAAGAGAGAGAGAGCCAAAAGGACGCUAAAAAGGAUAACAGUUCUUGCCCUCACGGUCCGAGACUUCAAACAAGAGCAGGAUGCUGAUGCUGGACGGGAUGCCUGUCCUGCGAGUCAAAACGGAGCCCCUGCAGGCACAGAGACGGUCUCCAGAGAUAAGAGCUUAUCCAGACAUGGGCGUGCUGGUGAUGGACAGAAGGUUCCGGACUCAUUCACCUGACAGAUGCUUCCCCUCUGACCUCUUCCAGACACAGACAGAGCCUGUAGACCUUUCCACCAACAGAUCUCGCUCAUCACCUUCAUCAUCAUCAUCACUAUCCUCAUCACCUUCAUCAUCAUCAUCAUCAUCAAUACGUUUCUGCCCACGCUCCCCUCCACUUUCAUCCACCAAGUCUCCUUCUUCAUUGUCAUCAUCAUCCUCUCUGCCAUCCUCCUCGCCUCCCUCCGUUAUAACCCCCGUCCCGCGGCUGAAGCUGUCUCCAUCCAGGGUGUCGUCUCCACCCUCUGUGGCCUUGAGGGGGCAGCCCUUCCUGCCCCUGCCCCAGCAGCCCCUGCCCCACUGCCCCAGCCCUAUUCACGUCCACCCCCGCAGGGUGCCCGUGGUGGUACAGCCUGUCCCGCUGGUAUAUCCUGGAGUGGGAUCACUGGGCCCUGGAGGUCUGAUGAUGCCCAUGCUGGAGGAGAGCAGGAUACAUGGAAAAGCCUCUCUGAGUCCUGCAGGGUCAGUGACAGAACCCAGAACCCAACAGCAUGUUGAACAGACGCAUUCUGAUGACUGGAAGCCCAUUGUGCUUCACACUCUUUAUUCAGUCCAGCAGGCAGCAGCCUUUAUCCACACAGGAAUCACACAUCGGGUUCCAGAUAGACCAUCGCCACGGCGAUCACUCAGUGACAGCGAGGACGAUGACCUGCCCAACGUCACACUGGACAGUGUGAACGAGACUGGCUCCACUGCCCUGACCAUCGCACGCGCUGUGCAGGACUCCAUACUGCCGUUCAGCAUCGACAGCUUGCGAAGGCCGAGGCGGCCCGAGUCCCCUGAUUCCAAGAGGAGACGCAUCCACCGCUGUGAGUUUGAGGGCUGCAGUAAAGUUUACACCAAAAGCUCCCACCUGAAGGCCCACCGGAGGACCCACACUGGCGAGAAGCCAUAUAAAUGCACGUGGGACGGCUGCACGUGGAAGUUCGCGCGCUCGGACGAGCUCACGCGCCACUAUCGCAAACACACGGGCGUCAAGCCCUUCAAGUGCGGAGACUGUGAGCGCAGCUUCUCGCGCUCCGAUCACCUCGCGCUGCACCGCCGGCGCCACGCGCUAGUGUAAAGGCGAGAUGGACCAAUAGUGAGACAGGGCUGGGCUCUGUCAGCCAAUGGGGAGCCGGGGAAAGGGCUGGACCCCUCCCAGCUCGAUGGAAAAAUGGCGGGAAAAUAUGGCCUGAAGUAAUAAAGCGUCUCAGAGUGAAAGUUCUGACCUGGGAUCAGUUUUUACCUUUUAUAUCCUGAGGAAUACAUUAAUACAGGUGUGGAGAACUGACCCUGAUCCACUCUCACUCUGAGACACUGGACACAGUGGAUUUGGGCCCAAGUCUAUAAUUAUGAAUAACUGUCCACUUUAUUAGAAAUGCUCACCCUGUACUUCUGUUCACUGGCCACUUUAUGAGCUCUACCUACCUUGUAUAUCCAUUAUAUAGGUGUACAGUUUCAGACUGUAGCCCAUCUGUUGGCAGGCACCUUCUACACCAUCAGUCAGUUUUUGACCACAGCAGCGCUGUUAAGCAGAUAUUAUUUGGUGGCAUUCUCAGCACAGCAGUAGCAGUAGAGUGAGGUUGAGUAUGGUCUGUUCCCCAAAAAUGCCCCCCAAAAGAGCAGCUCUCUGUUCAGAAACUGACCCCUGAAAAAAGGAGCUAGAGUACCUAUAGCAACAAAUGACUUGGUAGUCUAGUGGGAGGAGAGAUGAGCUAGUAUAAGGGAUGUUAUGGGUUCAAACCCCAGGAGUGACUGGGUCCACAUUGCACCUUUGGGCAACAUUUCUGCAUAACUCAAUAAUUUAAAUAUAAAGUGAUUCAGAGAAGAAUAAAAAGUCAUUCAGAGUGGUUUGAUGUAAAACGCUCUGUUUUAGACAAAUUUACAGAUUCAGAGUUGUUCAUAGUGGUAACCAAACGUUUGAUCACAUGAAAUGGUCACAAAUAUGAUGCCUGAGAUAUUGUUUUACAUAAAGGUUGAGAAUAUUUUGGCUUAAAAAAGUAUAUUUGUAAUCCAUUCAUGGUGGAGAGAUACGUACAGGGCUUGGUAAGGCAAAAUAAUAGCCAAGGAAAGCUUUUUACCAUCAUCAACAUUACACAUUAAAACUCAAAAGACACGUGUAGGUUCACUGCUGGUUUUGGCUAGUAAAUAAAUUGGCUAUAUUUGACCCCAUUACACUACCAUUGUAACAAAAUUUAGAGUUGCUGUGCUGAUCCCAGACUAGGCAUAGUUAAGGAGCAAAACAAAUUCCCCUCAUAUGAUCAAUAAAGUAGGUAGGUGUUUCUGAUAAAGUGGCCAUUGAUGUAGAGAAUAGGGAGUGGAAGCAAACAUAAAAUCUUAUUGAAAACCAGCACAAAGUAUUUACAUAUCAGCAUUUACAUGCAGGUUUAUUGAAGUACCUUUGCCUCCACCCAACUCAAGAAUAUUUCAAUUCAAGAAGCAAUUUAUCUGAAGUUUUUGUCAGUUUAAAGAGAAACCAAUCUUACUGACAGCGUCAGUGUCAGCUGUGAAAUGGAUACAAAUCCAUAACGAGGUGUUUCAACACUUUCUCAACACUUUCCUUACAAUCGCUCGCAAAACUAUUUGUUAUUUCCUUUUUUAUUGGCAUUCGAGAGCCAUUUAGCAUCAGUUGUGGUUUGCUUGCACAUUCCAUUCAAAACAAAAAACUGACCGACUGGAUCAUCAACAGGGUAACAGUAAAUGUGAAAGAGCGAAGCCAUUUUCUAAACAUUGUCAGGAUAUCACAACGGCAUGUUUUGCUUUCCGUUUAUGCACCAAAAAUAAUCAUUCUCAUUCUGCACGGCUGCAAUAUGGCAACACAAAACCACUUUAGAAUGGACCUUUAAAGGGAUACUUCACCGAGAUUACAUGUGAGGGGAUAGCUUUCCUUUUAAGGCCAUGCAAUUAUCUAUGUACUGUGUUCUCCAACGUCAGGUAGAGAGAGAGAGGGGGAGAGAGAGAGAGAGAGAGAGAGAGGGAGGGAGAGACAGAGAGAUCCUUUACAUUCAAAAUCAAUUGCAUCAUUUGUGCACAAACAUAGUGUAGCAGAUGUCUGUACAUUUUUAUAAAAAGAAUUUAUCAUGUUGUGUAUCUUUUUUGUGCAUUUAUGUCUUGUAUUUGUUCAGUAUUUUGCACCCUUUUUUUCUGAAGUAUGUGAUGUCACCAUUUAUAGUAUUGUAUAGGAGGCCUGAUGACUGAUAAUCACACAGAAGUGGUAACCGUCAAAGGGACGUUCCUUUAACCUUUAAUCUGUUUUACAAUUAUGUAUUUGUAAAUGAUGUUAUUGUACACAUUUCCUUUUUUUAUAUGGAUUGACUGUGAAUUUAUACAUAAAUAUAUGUUUAAUGGAUUGAAUGAAGGCAUGAAUAAAAAGUUUGUAUAUG
Messenger RNA from Colossoma macropomum (tambaqui), 3802 nucleotides. RefSeq names its product Kruppel-like factor 12a (gene klf12a). The transcript is spliced from 7 exons. The record is from RefSeq and is a predicted model, not a curated record. Lineage: Eukaryota; Metazoa; Chordata; Actinopteri; Characiformes; Serrasalmidae. Bases 259 to 1500 code for a protein of 413 amino acids. Gene Ontology annotation, molecular function: DNA-binding transcription factor activity, RNA polymerase II-specific; RNA polymerase II cis-regulatory region sequence-specific DNA binding. Gene Ontology annotation, biological process: regulation of transcription by RNA polymerase II.